AUGUCUAGGCCAGUGAAACAUUAUGGCCGCAAAGCCAUAACCCGCGCAAAGAAUUGGACCAUCGACGACGCCUUUCAUGCUUUGGAUGAAGAGUUCUGGUGCAGAAAUGUCGCAAACAACCCAGAGGAUUUUGUUGCAGGAGAAGGUGAUCCAGGCUAUCAGCUUUGGCUUGAGCUCAACGGCGCGAUUCGACAGUACUUUAAAGUUGCUGCAGAUUCUCCAGAUAAUCAAGGGAGCCAUAAUACUAUGACCAGAAAGACCAUAGAUGCAGCACUUACAGCUAUAGAUACCUUCUAUGGCGACCAAAGUGUUGACGCUAAUGGAGAGCAAGUACCCUGGGAACCGGCAUUACCUAAGAGAGCGGAAUGGAUCGUCAGCCGCUUUUACAGUCCCUUUCACGGAUGGAACCCAAUACUGAGCAAUUCUGCCUCUGCAUUGGGGAUACUCAAAUGGAUGGACGUCACGGAACCUGGUCCUGAAGCCUGA
Fusarium proliferatum ET1 is the source of this 486-nucleotide messenger RNA. RefSeq lists its product as uncharacterized. The coding region runs from base 1 to 486 and encodes 161 amino acids. The transcript is spliced from 2 exons. The record is from RefSeq and is a predicted model, not a curated record. NCBI's taxonomy places the organism in Eukaryota, Fungi, Ascomycota, Sordariomycetes, Hypocreales, Nectriaceae.